GGUCAUAACUAAAACAAGUAUAAUUAUGAGGGUUAGCUUUGGCCCCACUUCUGAGUUAGGACCAAUGAUUAAUGGCAGGGAAAAGGGAGCAGAGAAUCAUAUGGGCCAUGAGGACGGAGAAACAGAGGAAGGAAUGUCGGGAGAAGAACAAUUACUUCGUCAAUUGAAGAAAGAACGUGAAGAGGCGUCCAAGCGAGAAGAAGCUUUGAGAGAUCGGCUCACACUUCACGAAACAAUAAGCAGUAAACAAAUUCAAGAACUCAAGAAUCAAUUGAAAAAUUUGCAGCAAAAUGAAAGUUCACAAAAAGGAUUGUCGAGGCAUCGUGACAGUAUUUCGAGUAGCGGAACGUCAAGAUCAGAGAGAAAACGUGACGGCAAAUUCAAAGAUAUAAGGGAAAUGCAGAAAACAAUCGGCUAUUUAAAAGCUGAAAACGAAGAGUUGCAAGAAAGAUUAGAGAAAUUGACAGACUUUGUGAAGAUCGCAGGUGAUAUGAAAAAUCAAGCAAUAAAUCAAAUUUCAUCAAAAGAUACAAUAAUUCAAGGUUUACGAAGAGAAAUUCAUGCGAUGGAGAAGUUAUUUGAUGAAGAAUCGCGUCGAAGAAUUCAGGUUGAAGGCGAACUUCAUUCGUUACGAACAUACGUCGAUCAUCUCGGUCAUAAAUCAAAAGAGAAAAUGAAACAUCGAGUCGUUCAAACAGAGAUUAUGAUUCCUCCCAAAUUUAUUAUUGGAGCUAGAGGAACGGGAAGUGUAGUCGGUUUCUCAUCGAGUAACAGCACCAGUUUUGCUAAUCUUUCUGCUGCCGCUGCAUCCUGGAGAUUAAGACACCUGGAAAAGGAAUAUCAAGAAGAAUCACGAAAAUCGAAGCAAAAGUUUCAUGAAGCAGCAAAUAUACAUUAUCAACGAACACCGCCGCGUUCCAGAGUCAAUCCACAGAGACAUUCGGUUUCUGAAUUUCCGCGUCAAAAUAGUUCGUCCGUUAGUUCCAACAAUGCUAAUUUCCCACCAGAAGAAAUGUCUAGUAGAGGUUCAUCAGCAACAACUACAAGCCGUCUUCAAAGAGACAGGCCUUCCAUACGAGCUAGUUACGCCUCCUCUCACAACAAGGAUUCACAUAAAAAGAGACACAAUACGUUUUCAGAAAGCACUGAUACAACGGAAAUUUCGCAGUAGCCGAUUGGUUGAAUAUUGUAUAGUCAUAUUAUAUUUUCAAAAAAUUCAACUACAAAGAAACUACUAGAUUGUGCUAUAUCCAACUCGUAAUAACAACGCCAACAACAUUCCCGUACUGUUCGUUGAUAAAAGAACAUAGAUGCCCAUUAAUUGCAAUAUCGUAUAUCCAGACGCAUCUUUAAUUUUAAGGAUGAGAUUGUAAAAUAUGUAUUUUUAUGUCGUUUCUGACUUACAAAACUGCAUGUUUAAAAUUUGCAAAAUAUAAUAUAAUAUAGAAGCUUUGCGACAUGACAGAUCCAAUGACACAAUUUUACUACUGAUUGAAUUACACUGCUAGAAUCACAAUUUCAAAUACAGGUGGUAUUAUAUAUAUAUAUA
Messenger RNA from Styela clava, 1549 nucleotides. RefSeq lists its product as uncharacterized. The record is from RefSeq and is a predicted model, not a curated record. Lineage: Eukaryota; Metazoa; Chordata; Ascidiacea; Stolidobranchia; Styelidae.